UGCAGAACUGUCAAACGCAACAGCGACAGACUGGAAACUUAGCGCUAAUGUCAUCAUCAGCACCACCCAAACACUAAAAACACGGCUCGACUGAUGGGUCAAUUACUUUAUUAUUUAGCUUUCAACCAUGGGACCUCGACUUAAAUUACGGAAACAACACUGCUGGUGCAUCUCGACUGGGAAUAUAAUCGGGUUUCUUCCUCAAACCUCUGCGUGCUGAAUGAAAACAGUCCGCCGAAGCCGUUGCUGACAAACCGUGGACUGGAAAAAUGUGAUUCAGGAAAUCAGGCGUAGUUUCGCUCGUCCGGUUGUUUACACGGUUUUCGGACGACGUUUCUGCUCACGUAAAGUACAUAUUCAGAGAUCGUUGUUUGUUUAACUGUGGCUCGGAUCGUGACACGUUGCGCGCUAAGCUAAUUUAGCAUUUAACUCGGGUGAUUUAGACGCACAGGAAUCUGUUUAGAAGACGCUGUUGCUUUAAAAGACGCACAAAUCUACGCAACGUUACUAAACACGGGGAAUAAAGUAAAAGUGAAUCUGCGUGAUUGACUAAAGUCGUGCUUUGUGGCUUUAACUGGCCUGUUUUGGGAUCGAGCAUCUCAUUAAUUUCACGCUUUCUCUUGGGAUGAUUAAUGACGGGUGCAGGUGAUGACCUGUAAGUGAACUCAUCGGCUGUGUGUUAGAAGAGGAUCAUGAUGGCUCGGCAGGAGAACGGACGUCGCUCGUCCGAGGACACCAUGAGUGUGAGGACUCUGGGCAGUCAGUUUGACGAGGAGAGCUCUUUCGGAUCCGACUCUGAGAUCAACGGCUUCACCAGCUCGAGACAAAUUGACAAGUACGGCUUCAUCGGAGGAGCCCAGAAGUUUUCAACCGAAUCGGCUCAAGAAGUGCCUCUGGAAGUGUUAAGGCACCGGGAAGCCAAAUGGUUGGAUAUGUUGAACCACUGGGACAGAUGGAUCAGUAAAAGAUUCAAGAAGGUGCGACUGCGAUGUCAGAAAGGAAUCCCGCCAUCGUUGCGAGGCAGAGCUUGGCUCUAUCUGUCAGGUGGAAAAGUGAAAAGAGAACAAAACAGCGGGAAGUUUGAGGAGUUGGAUAACAUGGAUGGAGACCCGAAGUGGGUUGAUGUGAUAGAGAGAGAUCUACACAGACAGUUCCCUUUCCAUGAGAUGUUUGUGUCCCGAGAAGGUCACGGGCAGAAGGACCUGUUCCGGGUGUUGAAGGCUUACACCGUGUACAGGCCGGAUGAGGGUUACUGCCAGGCUCAGGCUCCUAUAGCAGCAGUGCUUCUGAUGCACAUGCCUGCUGAGGAUGCAUUUUGGGUGCUGGUUCAGAUUUGUGAGAAGUACCUCCCUGGAUAUUACAGCGCAGGCCUGGAGGCCAUACAGUUGGAUGGAGAGAUCUUAAAUGCGUUAUUAAAGCGCGUGAGCCCUCCAGCAUACCGCCAUCUUGAGAAACACAAGAUCGAGCCCAUCCUCUACAUGACGGAGUGGUUCAUGUGUGCAUUUUCCAGAACUCUACCCUGGUCGUCUGUGCUGAGAGUGUGGGACAUGUUCCUGUGUGACGGAGUGAAGAUAAUAUUCCGUGUCGGCCUGGUGUUGCUGAAAAGCAUGCUGGGAUCUCGUGAGAAACUGAAGGCUUGUCCUGGUCAGUACGAGACGAUGGAGCUUCUCAGGGCUCUGGAGCCACAAUACAUGCAGGAGGGCUUUCUCGUACAUCAGGUAUUAGAGCUGCCCAUAACUUCUCGGGACGUGGAGCGGGAGCACCGCGUGCAGCUCAAGCGCUGGCGGAAAAUUCACGGCGAGCUCAGCUACAAGUCCCCUCCCAGAAUGCACGGCGCUCAUGCCAUCAUGUCUGCCGAGCCACACACCCGCCAAGACCUCCGUCAGAAACCCACAAUCAUCGUCCAGUACCCCCUGCUGCCCUCAGACACUAAAUCCGAAUUCAAUCGCAUCAAGAAAAGUAGCACUAUCCGAAAAGCCCCCAUUCCGACAGUGGACAUCCCAAACCCGUAUGCCAUGCCAGCAGUCCCCCUUAAUAUUCAAGCCCAAGAGACGGCCUCAAGCAAUCAGUCCAACCAUCCUCCUCCAUCACUACAGCAAUCCCACCUCACUACACCCGAAAACACCCCCUCCUCGGAUCCACAACAUCCUCAACCGUCUCCAAAUCUCUCUCGCACCCCACCACCUCCCCAGCCUUUCCCAAAACCCACCCGAAAUCUGCCCUCCAACCCUGCAGUCACUGUCCAGCCACUCUCUCUGCCUAAAGACUCGAGUAACGCCAACAACUCGGCCCACCCGACAGAUCCUCCACCCACUACAGACUCCGCUCCGCCUCCUCCAGACGACACGCCUGUGAACGGCAGCUCGGGCGCUGCUCCCAGCGCUCCUGGUUUACGUAACUCGAGUGAGAGCGUGGGUUCAGAGGACACGUACCUGUAGCUGUCCAGCUCCGCGUUCAGGGAGGAAAACAGUAUUGGGAACCAGCAUUAUGCAUGAGAACAAGAUGGGAGGAAAAACUAUGAAUGUAUUUUGAUUUUCUUUGGGUGAAGCGACAAGAAUCCUCUCUAUCAGUAUCUUGUGCCUGUUAGUGUGAAGAAUUCAAGAAUAUAUAAAGCUUAAUGACAAGGAUCAAAUGACUUAACACUUUGGCGUCUAUGCACACAAACUUCCUUUUUUCUCUGUGCUGAUCCAUAAUUGACUUCACAGACUUUGUUACAAUGUUCAAAAUAAAAUGACUAUUACUUCUUCCAUUAUUCCUCAAUCAUAAGCAGAACAGACUGUUUGGCAAGUUAUUGUGUUUUUCGCUGCUUACCAAUAUUAGGUCACAUUGCAAGAGUUAAUAAUGUAUGACUCUCCAAUCUUAACUAUUAUAAGUGUUUUUUUGUUGUUGUCGUUGUUGUUGUUUUUCUCUUUUCACAAAACUAUUUAAACUGUCAUCAUAACACAAAUGAGCAUUUUGUGUUUUAACAUCAUGUCUGUUACGAGUAAUUACAUUCAAAUGUGAGUGAAAUGGAAAAAAGGUUUUUCAAUCUUUCUUAGAAGCAAUGUAAGUGGAAGUAUCCUUAAAAUACUUUUCAGGAAAAAAAAGUGCACAAAUGUUAUCUUUCGGUGUAUAAAUGCUUGACAUUGGGGCAGUACCUUUGAAAUAACAACUCUGUACCUUUAAGGGAUGCUUAAUAGUUCCUUUGAGAUUCAUUUUGGUGUAAACCGUGACAAGCUGUACAGUUUGUUUAAAAAAUAUAUAUCUGAAUACUUUCUACAGAUUUUUAUAAACUACAUAUAUAUAUAAAAA
Molecule: messenger RNA, 3291 nt
Organism: Carassius gibelio (silver crucian carp)
Lineage: Eukaryota; Metazoa; Chordata; Actinopteri; Cypriniformes; Cyprinidae
Product: TBC1 domain family member 10A
Exons: 9
Coding region: 693-2438 (581 amino acids)
Source: RefSeq, a predicted model, not a curated record